ACGCCGGCGCAGCAGCCAUGAUUGAAACAAUGGAUCGCGGGAGCCUCUACGAACACGACAUUCCCUCGCUGAGCGCCUCGCUCGAAGCCUUUGACCCCGAGCGCAGCAUGCACUCGACGUACAGCAGCCGCUCCAACCUGCACUCGUCGCGCUGGAGCUCUGCGCACGACGACCUCGACUCCGAGACCGAGUCGGACGGCCCCUGGGCCCCGCCCGCCUGGCAAAAGUCGCAGUCGAGCAACCACUGGUACCGCAAGUCGCUGCUCGGCGAGAGCGCGCUGCGCAACAGCCCCUCCAAGUCGCCCUACCGCUCGGAUCGCGAAAUCACGCCUUCGCGCAUACCCCUCCCAGAGUCGCCCUACAAGAUGACGCCCCGCACAAGCCCGGAACCCAUACCAGAGGAGGAGCUGCGCUUCCUGUCCAGCACCAUCGCGUCGCGCCUCCAGAGCCCCGCCCUCGCCGCCCCGCCAGACGCCGACGCCGACGACGACAUGGACGCCAUGGACGCCCACCCCACGACGCCCGGCGCGCCCCCGGAAAUCGACCUGGCCCUGUCGCAUCACGGCUCGGACACGCCAACAGAGGGUUUCAUGCGCUUUGCUUACAGAGGAGAAGCCAAGUUCCGUACCGCCCCCAUUGAAGACACCAUCUCCACCUUUGCAAGUGGCCUUCACAUCUUCACCAAGUCGCGCGCCAAUGUCAUCCUGACGCUCGCCACGGUCCUGUUCUCGUGGAUCCUGCUGCAGCCAUGGACGGCCAGCCUCAUUCCCGACGUCGCAAACGUCGCAAACAUGGCCAAGCAGUUUGAGCCGCUCCUGUAUGCUUCUGAAAACGUCAUUCCGCGGUCGCGCGAGCUCGCAGAGGCAAGUAUUGCAGUCCAGGACCUGGGCGAGAGCGUCCGAGCCACAAACAUGUCGGCGUCCUCAGUCAUCAUCGACCAGCUCGACGACUUGGGCGACAGCCUCAAGAUUCUGUCGGAGAAGAUUACGAGCUUCUUCACAAACGUGGAUGGUGACAUGGACUCCAUUCUCAUCACCAUGGAGUGGGCGAAGCGCGAGCUACAGAGCAUACAGGGCCCCAAGAUUGGCGUUAUUGAUACAGUCAUAGGCAACAUACACGGCGGCCUGAGCAAGAUUGGCCUGCUCGAGCGCAAUGGCUCGCCCACGCCCAUCGGGCGCGUCGUCAACGACGUCCUCGGCCACACGACGCAGCAGCGCUCCAAGGCCACGCUGCAGCGCACGUUUGACUACCUCCUCUCUACUCUGGAGGAGAACAUUGCAAACGAGCUGGCGCGCGCAGACGUGCUGUUCCAGCUCUUUGAGAGCGUGGACCGCCAGUUCCACAACCUCCACCGCUCCGUCGCCAAGGAAGAGGACUCGCUCGCAAACCGAAAAGACGAGUUCCUUGCCUCCAUGUGGCGCAUGACCAUCAACAACAAGAUGAAGAUCAAAAAGUACGAAAAGAACCUCAAGCUGCUCAAGGACGUGCGCGCCUCGACUCUGAUCAACAAGUCGGAGCUCAAGGGCCACAUCCAAAUCAUCCACUCUGUCAAAGACCAACUCGACAAGGCGCGCAAAAACCUCAUCAGCCCACUGAUCCGCCGGGCCCAAAGCAACAGCUUCGGCCUGGAACAACAACUCAACGACUUGACCGGAACCUAUGGAUUUCUCAAAGACCUCCGCGACGGCCAGAAGAAAAAGGUUCUCCAGCAACUAUGGGGCGAGCCCAAGAAACGCAUCUCCAUUACGGCUGGCGGGAGAGAAGAAGAGAUUGAAGAGGGAGAGCACUAAAAAAAAUACCUCUCCAUUAUUCUCUUGUGUCGCUCUCUCUCUCUCUCUCUCUCUCUCUCUCUCUCUCUCUCUCUCUCUCUCUCUCU
Exserohilum turcica Et28A is the source of this 1876-nucleotide messenger RNA. RefSeq lists its product as uncharacterized. NCBI's taxonomy places the organism in Eukaryota, Fungi, Ascomycota, Dothideomycetes, Pleosporales, Pleosporaceae. The transcript has 4 exons. The record is from RefSeq and is a predicted model, not a curated record. Bases 30 to 1790 code for a protein of 586 amino acids.